Molecule: messenger RNA, 1055 nt
Organism: Symsagittifera roscoffensis
Lineage: Eukaryota; Metazoa; Xenacoelomorpha; Acoela; Convolutidae
Product: SUMO-conjugating enzyme UBC9-B-like
Exons: 2
Coding region: 42-536 (164 amino acids)
Biological process (GO): protein sumoylation
Cellular component (GO): nucleus
Molecular function (GO): SUMO conjugating enzyme activity
Source: RefSeq, a predicted model, not a curated record
AGAAAUUCUCGUCUGUUCAGUCUCUGUGUUUCAGACAAACGAUGUCAGGAAUUGCGAUUGGUCGGCUUCAGGAAGAGAGAAAGUGCUGGAGGAAAGACCAUCCCUUUGGGUUCAUAGCCAAACCCUCCAAGAACCCAGACGGAACAUGGAACCUGAUGAACUGGGAGUGUGGCAUUCCGGGCAAGAAGGGAACUCUAUGGGAGGGGGGUCUUUACCCACUACGGAUGAUAUUCAAAGAUGAUUACCCAAUCAGUCCCCCCAAAUGCAAAUUUGAGCCCCCCUUGUUCCACCCAAACAUUUACCCCAGUGGGACUGUUUGUCUGUCGCUUUUGGACGAGGAGAGAGAUUGGAAACCAGCUGUCACCAUAAAACAGAUUCUAUUAGGUAUUCAGGACUUGUUGAAUGACCCCAACAUCAAGGACCCCGCCCAAGCAGACGCCUACUCCACCUUCAGCUCAGACAGAGUAGAAUACGACCGGAGAGUGAAAGCCCAGGCCAGACAGUUCCCCCCGGAAAAAUUUGCGUCAGGUCACUAGUCCCCCACAGGGGGUGGGUGCAGUCAGUCGGCCAUUCUUCCCGGCAAAAGUCAAACUUAGACUCAAUUAACACCUGAUAGGAGAUGGAAUGUUUUUUCAUCGAUGGCCAUUUUUUAUGCAAAAUUGGAAAAAAAAAUGUUUUUCAUUCAAGGAAAACAGAGCUUAAGGGCUUUGUAAUUUGUCAUUGGCUAUAGAUGAAACAUGUUCGAUUGUCAAUGUUCGUGUGUUUUCUAAUGUCGUUGACGAUCGAAUAUCAUUUUUUGAUGUCACAAUUUCUGUUUAAAGAGCUGAAAAAAGAACAUGGCAGCUGUUUUGAUACUUUAAUUUUAACAGUGUUUGGUGUAGCUAUUUUCGUACUGAUUACUCUUGUCUGUUUUGUCUGAAAAAUUGUACUUGGAAGCGAUAGCAGUAUACUUUGACGAUUUAUGUUGAUGAAUUUUUUGAUUUGCAGGCAAAUAGUCGAUAAACACACUUGUUAGUUGAAGUUCUCUUUUUUAAUUUAAUCAUUAUCAUAGCGUC